GGGGCGGUGAGAUCACGUGGAUAGGUUAGUAUCCGCCAAUUGUUCACGCCCCCCAUCCUUGGUGAUCGGUCUCAUUGUCUAUCGCGUUUUCACAUCCAAGGCACAAAUUCAUUACCUCACUAUCUAUGGGAGCCUGCCGAUGGCAUUCUAAUAGAUCUUGAGGGUAGACACACCCAUCUUCCAUGUAUCUGGGCUUAUGUCGAGUCAGACACUCGCGGGUCAAGAGCGGCAGCGCUCCCGCCAAGCGUGUGUUCCGUGCCGUCAGCGCAAACGAAAAUGCGACGGGUCGCUUCCAUGUAACACCUGCUCGGGUUAUGGAUACGACUGCGAGUACCAAGAUGUCGCACAGCAAAGGUCCUCAAAACGCAGGGCUACCUCCGAAGGGUCUUUGCCACAGACAAAGUCUGUCCGUCUUUCCACUGAACCUGGCGAUAACCCGGCAGUCCCGUCUCAGCAGGGCAUCCUGGAGCCGUCGAAACAACGCUAUGUCGGUAGGCAGUCAUCGGUCGCAUUCCCGCUAUUUGUCGGGCUGGAUGUGCAGGCGGCGGAUCCCCCUCGUCUGCAUUCCUUUGCGUACAAUGCGGGCAUCAGAAGGGAGCCUGAGUGUGCAGUGAACUUCCAGGUAGUUAAUCACGUCUCGUGGGAUACGGUUAAGAGUCUUAUUGAAGUCUACAUCUCGACAAUCCACCCCGUCUUCAAAUUUCUCGAUGGGGACCGACUUUAUAAUCAAGGAGAUGAUCAUUGGCACGGAAAACCGCAGGGAUCGAGUUUCGAGGCUGUCAUCAGUGGUGUUAUUGGGCUAGCAUCUCUGUUCAAAGGCACACUGGGCCAGGAAAUAGAGAUGCGGAUUGUACGACAUGCAAAGGAUAUAUUGGAAGAUUACUACGUUGCUCGUUCUCCCUCGAUCGAACAAGUGGCAGCGUGGAUCCUGCGGACGAUCUAUGUCCGGACAACCAGUCGGCCACAUAUCGCAUGGCUCUGUAGCUGUACCAUGAUGCAUCUGGUUGAGGCAACCGGCAUACAGCACGAGCCAGGUUCCAUCGUCCUACCCGGAACCGGGACAUCUGGCUCAAGUAGCCAGCAAGGCUAUGUCAAACGGAUAGGACAGGUCGCAGAAUGCUUGCAUGUGCUGAUUGCCUACGAUUAUGGCAGAUCUGUCAUGGACCUCAGCCUACAUACCCAGGAACCGGUGUGCUUUUCCACGCCUGAAAAUGAUUUUACCCCUCAACUGUGCCAAUUGGUUCAAGCCAUGCCGGUGAGCAACAUGACUCGGGACUCCGUUGUCGGGUCUCAGCUAUUAGUGCUCGCUUUAGAGAAGGUGGCAUCCAUCCACGUUGACCAUGAUUUCCUGAUGUUAGUACGGACCGAUCUAGUUUUCUGCUUAUAUCGUCGUCUUCGGCUGGUGAAUUUCCGUUUCCAACACGAGCAGCUGGAUCAGGUGAUUGGCAGCGGAAUGGCUGCCCUGGAAGCAGCGCAUAGGCUUCUCGAUCAUGGUCAGCCCUGGUGGAAUGUUUUGGGCACCGUGUUCCAGUUCGUUUGCGUUCUCCUUGUGAUAGACACACCGGUGAGCCUUACAAAACUUCCCGAGUCCACGAAAGUCUUGGAGGUGAUUGCGGACCGUCUAAACACGCAUCUGGCGAACGAGGCUCUUACAACUGCGAGAAAGUUGAUACGUGCCUCGAUGGAUAAGAAGCGAAAGGGCCUGAUGUGCCUUGAAAGGGCUCUGGGAGGUGGUAGCGAGCUUGCCACGGAUAAUUCAGCAUAUCCUUCCGUGCUGGCUGAUGCACCUUUCGAUCCAUUUUCACAGCCUUUACAAGGUCCUUUAAUUGAUCUGGACUUUCUGCUUGACAUGGACUUGAUGCAUUAACCGAGAUCUACUCAACUCUAGGAAGGAAUAUCUACAAUCUGUAGGAUAGGGAUUAUGGUACAUGAUAACGGCUGGUCGUCUCAAGACUUAAACAGCCUGCUUUGGUUGACAUCUCUUCUGAACACAGUUGCCUCGCCUGAACCGAGUGACCAGCAUAAAACAUGUUGCGAGAAGCACACCCAAGCCAGCCAGGCCGACACCCAUAUACGAGGCACCCCGAU
Messenger RNA from Aspergillus sclerotioniger CBS 115572, 2088 nucleotides. Its product is annotated as putative C6 transcription factor. The transcript has a single exon. Gene Ontology annotation, molecular function: DNA-binding transcription factor activity, RNA polymerase II-specific; zinc ion binding. The record is from RefSeq and is a predicted model, not a curated record. Gene Ontology annotation, biological process: regulation of DNA-templated transcription; response to xenobiotic stimulus. Lineage: Eukaryota; Fungi; Ascomycota; Eurotiomycetes; Eurotiales; Aspergillaceae. Bases 197 to 1867 code for a protein of 556 amino acids.